Dermochelys coriacea (leatherback sea turtle) is the source of this 6292-nucleotide messenger RNA. RefSeq names its product tetratricopeptide repeat domain 3 (gene TTC3). The transcript has 46 exons. NCBI's taxonomy places the organism in Eukaryota, Metazoa, Chordata, Testudines, Dermochelyidae. Bases 119 to 6085 code for a protein of 1988 amino acids. The record is from RefSeq and is a predicted model, not a curated record. Gene Ontology annotation, molecular function: protein binding.
GGGGGAGGGGCGAGCGGCUGUUUUUCGGUGGAGUUUCCGCUCGUUGGCUGGGGCCCCUGAGCAGGAAGCGGGCGGCGUCGCUGCUCUCGGGGCUCGGGCCUGGCCCGAGGCAUGCACUAUGGAAGUAACUACAUUGAUUCCAUUGAAGUCUGAUUCCACUUUUUAUGGUGGUUGUGCUAAACAAUGCUGUGAAUUGGUUCAUGAGAAAUUUAGAAAGCGUUCUUCAAAUAAACGUAAAACAGUUGAUCCCUGUGAAGUGUGGUGCAGUAAGCCAGUUCAUGUACUGAAAGACUAUUGCGAUGUGAUUAAAAUAUACAUUGUUUGGCCGUUUCUGUUUAAACUUGAGAAUAAACCUGUAGUAACUGAUUUCAGCAAUUCCUACUUUUGUGAGCUAAGUUUGAAGAGACUCUGGGAUAUUGAAGUUCUGGAAGACAUUGUUGACUUGGCUAAGAAAGUUGUGAACAAUCCAUUUUUUAUCGGUGGCAUACUGAGUAUUGGUACUCGAAUAGAAAAUAGAGUUUUUGAUAUUGGGGCUGCCCUUGCCUGGGUGAAAUGUACAGGCGAGUUCAAUGUUCUACAGAAAUUAGAAGAACUUGGAGAUUACUGUUGGCCUCCUCUAGAAGCUUUCUUUGCUAAAUAUAAACAUUAUAUAACUAAAGUUGCAUUGGAAGACUGCAAUUUAGUUGAAGAGUUUGAAGCUCAGAGUUGUGAAAACUGUAUAAAGAAAAGUGAAUUUAUGAAAAAGAAAGGAAAUUGUGAGUUUUCCCAAGAGAAAUUUGCUUUUGCUAUAAGCUCAUACACUAAAGCCAUAGAAUUUUGUCCUGAAAACCAUCUUCUUUAUGGUAACCGGGCUCUCUGUUUUCUUCUCACUGGACAUUAUGAGAAAGCUCUUGUUGAUGGAAAAAGGGCCACUAUUUUGAAGCCUAAUUGGCCAAAGGGUCAUUAUCGCUUCUGUGAGGCUCUCUCGUUGCUGGGAGAACAUGAAUGGGCCCUGGAAGCUAAUGAGAGAGCCCAGGAACUCUGCAAGAAUAUUCCUGAGCGAGUUAAGGAUCUUAUUCUGCAAAACACAAAGUUAAGGAAGGAAAUGGACGAAAUUAAAGGUCUGAAAGUGAGUAAACACAGAAGAAAGAAAAUAUUUUUUGAGAAAAAAGAAUGUGGUUCUUCACGGUCUGAUUUAUUCAGUUCUCAAGAGUCAAAAGAAAUGGACAAAGAAAGGAGGAAAAUACAAGCGGACUCGAAAGACCACAGCUGUCAUCAAAAAGAGAAUAUCAGGGUGACUACUGAUGCUAUAAGUGCAAAAAAUAAAGACUGGUCUUCAGCACUUUCAUCAGUAACAGGAGAGAAUCACCAAAAUAAAGGAAAACUAAAGAACAAAACCAGUGAUUCUGAAAAGACAAGAGAUCAUCUGAGUUUGAAGACCGAUUCUAAAAACAUCCAGGAUAAACUCUGUAGUGCUAUCCAACAGGUGGAUUUAACUGUGUUGCCAGAAAUGUUGAAGUCGCUUGUUCAUGAUGGCUAUACAGCCUUGACGGACCAGCGUUGUCACAGUGCUAAACAAUUCUUUUCACGGUUAUUGAAUAUUUUGGAUCCUUCAGAGUUAAAGCAGCUGAAUCUUGCUGUUAUUGACUAUGUGGUGGUCAUCUAUGGACAUGCCACUGCUCUCCUUGGAAUAGGACAGCCUGAGGAAUUAGCAAGGGCUGAAGACCAGUUUAACACAAUAAUUGAGCAGUAUCACAAGGAGAGAUUUAAUUGCUUGGCACAUUAUGGAAUUGGAAAAGUAUACCUUAGACAAAACAGAUUUUCAGAUGCUAUACAUCAGUUCAUGAAAUCACAUACAAUGAUUAAUCGUAAAAUUGUACCUGGAAUAUUAACUUGGCCCACAACAUCUGUUGUCAUUGAAGAGACUCGGACUGAGAAAUUACAGUUGAUUUUGGAGAAUUUAAUUGAGGAGUGCAAGUUUCCUCCAGAGCCAGAUGCAGUUUGUUCUUAUCAGCAGUGCCAUGGGCAUUCGAAAAUUCAAAUCUAUUUUACUGACCCAGACUUCAAGGGUUUUAUACAGAUUACUUGCUGUCUGCAGUGUAAAGUGGAGUUUCACAUCAGCUGUUGGAAAAAGCUGAAAACUACAAUUUACAGUGAUAAAAAUGACAAGGAUUUUCUUCAAGACUCAUGCUUCACUCCUGAUUGUAGAGGCCUCAUUUCAAAAAUUGUUAUCUUCAGUUCUUCUGGUCUCGUGAAAUGUGUGUUUGAACAAAAAAUCCCCAAAAUUAAGGAUCCACCAAGAGCCAGUGUUAAACAGAAAUGUUCAAGUUCUAGGAAGCUAAAAAUAAAAGAAGAAAAAAAAUUAAAGAGAAAGCGUGUAAGAGAAGAAGCACUGAACUCUGCAAAAGUUAGUGUGGAAGAAAAUAAAAGGGAAAAUAAUACAUCUAAGUAUGAUGGUCAUAAAGGUUCUGUUCAGAGGUUCUUAUUUGCUAGUGAUAGAGUCCUGCAGCAUAUUUUGCAGAACAUUGAACAGAUAAAAACUGGUGUACAUGACACUUCCAAACUUCUAAGUGAACUACUUUCUUGGUGGGUAAUAAGUGAGGAGGAUUACAGAGUGUGUUCUACAAGUAGCAGUACAUCAAAUGAAGUGAUGGAGCAGCUCAUAAGCCAUUUAAUUCAGAAGAAGAAUAGAGUAAACACAAGAAUUUUUGUCCAUGUGCUGAGUGAGCUUGAAGAAGUGGAUCCCAAAUUACAUGAGUGGAUAAAAGAUCUUAACAGUUUUGGUUUGGAAGCCACAAAGAUCUUUUUCUCUCGUUAUGGAGAUAUAGUUAAAGAGCUUGACCUUAGCUUUAUAACCUUUCUAUGGAAUGAGAAGUAUGGCAGUAAAUUAGACAGUGUGUUGACCAGCUUUGAAGAUAAUGAAAUACUUAAGUGUUUCUAUGAAGCAUCAUUGAAGGAAACUCGAUGUGUAAUAUGGCUAUUAGAGGAUAACAGAGAGAAAUUUCCAUCUCUGCAUCAAGCUUUAGAUGAAUUCUUUGAUAAAAUGGAUGUUCCUUGCAUUAUAUUAAAGAAGCAGGAAAAUGAAGAUAUCGCUACUAAUGGUAUCAAAGUUAAAAACAAAAAUAGGAAGAAGAAGACAAAAGAAUCAAGGCCUAUUUUAGUACUAUCUGGUGGGGUUGGUGCAGCAACCCGAGAAGAAGACAAUAUAUUUCCCGAAGAAAAUACAUUAAGUUUUAUGAAUCCUGGUGAGCCUUUCAUAAUUCCAGAAUAUCUUCGUGAUCAAGUGGAAGAAUUUGAAGCUCUGUAUGACAAUGUUUCAGACAGUAACAAUUAUCAGAGACUUUUGGAUAAUAACCCAGACCCAACAUGUGAAAGUUUAUAUGAAUAUUUCUCUCAGAUCUUGGAGGAACAUGGUCCCAUGGAAAUUGAUGAUAAAUUGUUAGUUGGAGAAUAUGAACAUUUCCCUGCAGAAGCUCGUAAGAUUGUGGAAGAUGCAGGUGGUCUGAAACCUUUCCUUCUGGAAUCCCUUCAUUUUGUUAUGAUGAAUGAUCUUAUUGGCUUGAUGAAGCAUGCCGUUCUGCUUAAGGAAAAUACAGAGACUGAGGAAGAUACUAGAAGUGAAGAGGAAAAUCACAUAGCCUGUCAAAAUAUUCAUGGAAAUUCCAAGAGCAAACUACAGUUAAACCCAGCUGCUAAAGAAUUCAAACCAGUGUCUUAUAUUAAACCUUAUAUGCCAAUUUCUACUAAUACUACAGUAGAAAACUGUGAAACUCCAGAUUAUUCAGUCAUGGGAUAUUCCUCACAUAUUUCUUAUAUUUCAAUGCAUUCUCUCCCUAGUCAGAGUAUUGAUACCAUAGAAGAAUCACUAUCUUUUUCAAAUGUAUUGCUGCACUCCUCUAUUUCUGAUAAUCAUGAUAUACCUCUGACUAAGGUUUCCUCAGGUUAUGAAAAUGAAAGAACGUUCUCAAUGAUUUCUCAAUUACCUCCUAUUCCAGAUGUUACUGGGCAACCUAGUUAUAUAUAUGCUGAUUCUGAAGCUCCUCUUGAUAUUGAUAAAACAAUAAUAUCAGACAGAGAGUACAUAUCUGGCAAUCAUAUACCAAGUCAAAUACAAACAUACCAGGACCCUCAGUAUGUAUUGGUGAAGUCAGACUACAGCUCUUACGAAGAUAAUCUUGACCAGGGUAUGAGCAAUAUUAAGGAAGUUAAAAAAUAUGAUAUAUCUGCUGUUAAGAUGGAAUUUGAGAAUAAAAAUAUACCAGUAGUGAAAAGCAUUCCACUUACAAGGAUGAUAGCUAUUCAGGUAAAUCAGGAAUUAGCAGAUAGGGAUGCUAAUACCAUGCCUUUUUAUCCAUUUGAAACUCAACAAGGAGAUAUUUUACGUAUGGAAAAAGAGCAUCAAGUAUUACAAGAGCAACUUAAGGAAGCAAAGGAAAAAUACGAACAGUUACAGUCCCGAAGUUCAGAUGAGACGAGUGUUUUAGAAGAGCAGUUAAAAAAAAGAGUUGAAGAAAAUAAGAUUACACAAAGAGAACUGGAUUGGUUUCACCAAGAUUUAGAAAUGGAAGUUAAGAAAUGGCAACAAGAAAAAAAAGAAAACCAAGAGAAAUUAAAAGCAACAAAGAAUACAUCCAAAAAGCUUGCAGAUACCAAUGAGAUAUACUUGAGGAACAUUGAUGAGAAGGACAAGCAAUAUACAGUGUAUUUGGAUAAAUUCCUGGAGAUCAGUAAUAAAUUUGCCAAUGAAAAAGUACAACUGGAGGAGCUAAAUAAAAAGAGCAAAGAUAAUUACCAGGAGUGUAUUAAAAGAGCUGUUGCAGCAGAGGUGUCCGUACUUGAAAACUGGAAGAACACUGAAGUAUACAAAUUACAAAGCAUAGCUGCAAAUGCAGAAGCCAAUCUUAAAUUGCUAAAGUUAAUAAGAAGUGGUUCCACUUCAGUGUUACAUCAGUUGAAGUCACAGAUUGAUUCUUGGGAAACAUUUAUUUCAAAUAUCAAGAAAGAGAUGGAAAAAGUAGAAUCUCAGUAUGAAGAGAAUAUUCACUUAGUGAAAAAUGGUGCACAGCUAAAUGAUCUCUCUAAAGUGAAAGCUGCUGAUCUUCAAUCUCCUCCUAGCAUCUCAGUAAUGCAUGGCAGUCCUCCUAUUAAUGAUCCAGCCAUCAUAAUGUAUUCAUCUGCACUUGUCCGUCCCACUUUACUUCCUGCAUUUUCAAGCUCCAAAGAUCAAAGUCCGAUGCAUUCCACACUUGAUGUGCAAACUGGAAAUAAAACAGCAUGUAGAAGUCCUAAUCCUUGUUCUGCAAAGAAUGGAUCAGUGGAAAUACCCUCUGAAACUUUAGGAGCAUUAUACUCUGAUCAAGUCCGAAUAGUCCAGCCAUUAGGGAUUUCUGGAAGUACUGCUCAGAACAUGCAGCCGAACCAAAGACAACUAAAUGAUCUAGCAUCAGCUAUGCAGUUGGGAGCUGUUAGAGUGUCAAACAAGAAGGCACUUUCAAAAGCACUUGAUAAUAUCAUUGAGCGUCUAAUGGCUAUAUUUCCCCACUAUACAAGUUUUGAUCUUACUAACUUCAUAGAAGAAGUACAAAUUAAAAAUGGAAACAAACUUCCAGGAUUGAGCUCAGAUGAAAUCCUUACCAGAGUGACAGAACUCAUUUUGGACCAUCAAAAUAAGAAAAAGGCUCCAACCUCAGCAAAGAGAGCUGAGAAGCCAGCAUCCUGUGCUGUAACUCAGACUCUGAAAGUAGCCAAGUCUGCCGUGGGAAAUGUGUCUAGCCUAUCCAAGGUAAGGCCUUCCUAUAAAACUGCUGCAAACAAAACAGCUCAGCCAUCACAGCCAGCCCAUCAGCCAUGGAGACCUGUUGGAGGACCAUCACAAUCAAAAUGGAUAAAAUCAAAUGAUUCUAUUACAUCUGAUGAUGAUCCCUGCAUAAUAUGCCAUGAAGAGCUGAGCCAGGAGGAUGUGUGUGCGCUAGAAUGUGGACACAGUUUUCACAGACGAUGUAUUGGAACCUGGCUUAAAACACAAAGGACAUGCCCAACAUGUCGAGUUCAUGUUCUAUUACCUGAAGAUUUCCCUAAGCUUCCUGGACGAAACCGACAUACCUAAAUCUUGCCUUACUAUUAAUAAUCAGAUUAGCAAGAAGAUGCAAUUCAUAUUAGUAGCUGCAAAUAAAUAAUCUUGGUAACAAAUGUAUAUGUGUAAUGUGCUGCCUAGAAACAUAGGUGCAAUCCUGGCUCUGUUGAAGUUAAUGAAGCCAGGAUUUCACUGAGUGUUAUAGGUCAUGAGAGAUAAAUAUUGUCAUUUUUAUUCCAA